This is a messenger RNA of Lobosporangium transversale, 2196 nucleotides long. RefSeq lists its product as hypothetical. The transcript has 2 exons. Gene Ontology annotation, biological process: nucleocytoplasmic transport; activation of GTPase activity. The coding region runs from base 348 to 2000 and encodes 550 amino acids. Gene Ontology annotation, molecular function: small GTPase binding; GTPase activator activity. NCBI's taxonomy places the organism in Eukaryota, Fungi, Mortierellomycota, Mortierellomycetes, Mortierellales, Mortierellaceae. The record is from RefSeq and is a predicted model, not a curated record. Gene Ontology annotation, cellular component: cytosol; perinuclear region of cytoplasm; nucleus.
CCACAAGCAAUGGCAACUUGUCGCACUGUGUGACUUUGCAAGACAUUCAACAAGUGUUUCCAGGUGCGCUCCGAUUCAAACUUGAUGGGCAUCCUGUUCCAUUCCUUGCAGACCAUAACGGCACCUGGAUCGAGCCUUUGCGCAUUGCAUUCUAUCCUGACAAGAUCCUAGACGUCAUUGCGGAAGUAUCACAGUCCAGUAGUAGCAACAGCGAAAGCAACAGUAGCAGCAACGCCAUUGUCCAUUUGCCAACGUCGAGAGACUCGGAUAAUUUAGUCUCUCAGAACCCAUCUGUUACUGCUCAAAGCUUGGAAGAGAUUAAGGAGUUAGUGAUAGAAACCCCUAAAAUGCAAUCGGAGACGGUUAAACUGCAGCAUCAAGCCCUUGACAGACUUGCCAUCCUUCAACAGAAAGCUGAUGCUAUCCUUGUCCAGACCUUUGAGCUACACGAGUAUCCAAUUCCUCGACUCUUUAUCAUUCUGCCUGUUGACAGCACCAAAUGGGAUCCAAUGAAUGUCUUGAGGAACAAGGUUCGCCUUCACUUCCUAUGUGAAUGCGAGGAUCGCUCUGAAAAGGCAAGCAAGGACAGCCAGAAGAACAAAACUCAUCUUGCCAGACAUGAAGGAUAUGAGAUCCGAAACAGCACAGAGUUCUUUCAAAAGUAUGGGAAAUACAUGAUCAUCCUUUUACAGUGCCUCAGCGUAGGGAUGCCUUUGGCUGCCUCGCUUGGGUCAGUCCCAAAUCUCAAAGCCGGUAUUGAUUAUUCACUCGACUAUAUGAGAGCACUUUCUGUGGAGUAUCCGGCCCUGAAAGACAUCAACACAAUCGAGGACUACGAAGCACUUGAAGGAGCAGAUCUCCGAGGACUGAGCAAAUUCCUUCAAACCAAUGAUGAAAACAGGCAGCUUGGCAACUUGUACAGGAUCACGACAGAAGCAGGCCAUGUCAAAUGGGUUUGUGUCGAUCACUAUCGCUCAACAUAUAAAGAGAAAGAACAGAGAGCGUUUGAAGAUGUUGUGGAGAUGAAUGAAGGCAAAUAUGACUCACAGCUCGGUAAAGUGGUCAUUGAGUUGGAAUCUAGGAUCAGAGCUAGAGAGUUCUUCGAAGCCUUGACCAAAGCUAAACAUAUUUACGAGUUGGAGAUCACAUUCAGCAAGUACUGGGACUGGACCAAGACUGAUCUGGAAGGACUGAAGAAUGCACUGAGAGUAUCGAGUGUAUCGAUCCUUCGACUUGACCUUGGAGAAUCUCAAGAAAGCAUAGCCAGGAACCUAUUUUCAACACGAUAUGUAAAACUUGUAGGCAUCAUAGAACUUAACAAUAUGAAAACGAUUCAUGUUGUGCUUCCUCCGGAUGUCAAAUAUCUUUCCAAUCUACAAAGCGUAAAAUCGUCACACCUUUGCAAGUUAUCCUUUGGGAUGAGGCUUCGAAGCAUGAGAGCUAGUGAUUUUCGACGGCUUAUAAACUCACUCGAGGUUUUGGUCACUUUGGACUUAGCAUCUAACUCGAUUGGGAAUAAAGAGACUCUCGCACUUUCCAAGGUACUCAGGACAAACACCAGUUUGACCAAUUUAAACUUGCGGUACAACUCAAUUGGGGAUGAAGGAGCUCUGGCACUGUCAGAGGCACUCAAGACAAACACCAGUCUGACCAAUUUGGACUUACGAUACAACUCAAUUGGGAAUGAAGGAGCUCUGGCACUGUCAGAGGCACUCAAGACAAACACCAGUCUGACCGAUUUGGACUUGACUUGGAACUCAAUUGGGAAUGAAGGAGCUCUGGCACUGUCAAAGGCACUCAAGACAAACUCCUGUCUGACCAAAUUGAACUUAUGGAACAACUCAAUUGGGAAUGAAGGGGCUCUGGCACUGUCAGAGGCACUCAAGACAAACACCAGUCUGACUAAUUUGAACGUCAGUCACAACUCAAUUGGGAAUGAAGGAGCUCUGGCACUGUCAGAGGCACUCAAGAAAAACAUGGCUUUGAAGGUUUCUGUAUGAGGAAUGCUUUAAUCGAUAAGUAAAUAACUCUGGUGCUGUUAAUGCCGCUUAUUAUUGGCUGGCGUUGAGUCAUUUUCUGAUUUAGUUGAUUGGUUUGAUCAUUGAAGUAGUGAUGAGGUCUUUAGUGGUUACGGAUAGUAGUUUAUUUUGGAUUAAAAGCUGACUUACGGCAGCUAAGCGUCCGUAGCAGCGCUGC